GUCACCGCCGUGCUCUAAUUCUGGUCGUCACACCGGUAGUACCCGGAACCUGAGUGCCGGAAAGAGCGGCUUACCGCUGACCUACCGUCCUGCAGCGUUUACUUGUCAGUGCCGCUUCUGAGGUCGAGAUGGGCGGCGGCGUUCUCGGCUCUGAGCACCAGCAUGAAGCUACGGCCAAGUUAUGAGCGGAAAUGUAGCAGCGCGGCUUGUAACUUAGAAGAAAAGGGGACUGUCACCAUGCAGGCAAGCUCCGGACAUCAGACAGGAAAUGGGGAUGGCGUGCCCUGCCUUUCUCUCCCCGCAAACCGUCCACCUGCAGAUGGUUCCAGCGGCUCUGGGGAUGUAGCAAUAAAUGUCCAUUCAUCAAAUUCUGAAAGUGGCACAAGAUCGGGCCCCAGACAUGCAAGACCCACCAUACGACUGCAGAAUCGACCUGGCCAUACACACUCUCAUAGUAGUGAUGCGGGUGGGCAGGACGAAUCGAAUAACACAGACACAAGAGAACAUGGCAACAGCAUCUCGGAGGUCCUGCAUGUCUAUCAGUGGUUGGAUAAAAGCUUUCCAUAUAUUUUAAUCUUCAGUGCCAAACUCAUUGUUCAGCACCUAACAGGCAUUACCGUUGGAAUUGGUCUGCUAACAACCUUUCUGUAUGCAAACAAAAGCAUCGUAAAUCAGGUUUUUCUAAGAGAUAAGUGUUCCAAAUUGCAGUCCAUCUGGCUCCUGGUAUUUUUGUCUGGCUGCGCAGUGCUUUUGUAUUACACUUUUUCUUCUCAGGCACUUUAUUACAGUUUGAUUUUUAUGACUCCGACUCUGGGACCUUUGCAGUUCUGGGAUGCUUUGUGGGUUGUGGGUAUAACAGACUUUGUGGUGAAGUUUUUCUUCAUGGGCCUGAAGUGCUUGAUUCUCCUGGUGCCUUCUGUUAUGAUGUCCCAUAAAUGCAAGGGCUUCUGGUACAUGUGUCUGGAAGAAAUGUCACAGUAUUAUUGUACGCUCGUCUCUACACCAGUCUGGUUCCGUUAUCUGAUCGAUUAUGGGGCUCAAACCAGUGGAGCUGAAUGGCAUUUUGGUAUUCUGUUGGCUUUGCUCUACCUCAUCAUAAAACUUUUUGUCGUUUUUGGACAAUGGAAAACAUCUGCUGAUGUAUUACGACUGUUCUUUACUCAGCCUAAUAAUGGUGCGACUGCAACCAAAAGACAGUGCUCAGAAGCUGAGGACAUCUGUGCAAUAUGUCAAGCUGAAUUCACAAAACCUAUUGCUCUUAUAUGCCAGCACAUAUUCUGUGAGGAGUGCAUCUGUCUCUGGUUCAAUCGAGAGAAGACGUGUCCUCUCUGUCGGACUGUGAUUUCCAGCCACAACCAUAAGUGGAAAGAUGGUGCAACAUCUCUACAACUGCGGCUGUUCUAGUCUUAAGUCUCCUGUCUUAUCAUUAAUACAGUGUUGACUGAAUUUCUGUCAUUUAUCUUGGGUUUAUGUUUUACUUUUUGGUGUAUAGAUUUACUUGAGACUUUUGGUGACUUAUUCAAAUGAAGGGCUAGACAUUAAUGGGUUUGCAUUGGGUUUUGAAUCUUUAUUGAAUUUGUAAGUGUUCUGAUAGACUUCUCAUGUCUGUUUCUCCCUAUGCAAAUGUCAUACUUGUAUUUAGAGCUAAUGGUUUCAGCAAACAAGGGUUAUUUCUCUAAUUAAAAAUGAAAAAAAUCGCUUCUAAUAAAAUUUGUGUAUGAAUAUAUAUAACAUCUCUGUGAAUAAAUGACCACAGAGUAUGAAUCACGUAGGUAAAUGGCUCAUGCCAGUAGACAGAUCGGAUGUCUUGCCCCUGUUGGAUCCCGAGGAUUUUUAUUCGUUGAUAAAAAGUGGUGAUGUUGAAAACCGCGAAAAGUUAUUUCGUUUUUUUUAAUAUAAUGAAAAAACUUUAUUUGCUGAAACUGGGGUACCCUUUGAAUGCAACACAAUUGUGUUGCCCAAACUGCUGAUGAGAGAGUGAUCAGUGUGCUCUAAUGUUAAAGGGGUUGUGCAAAGUUUAAAAGUUAUCCUCUGCCCAUAGGAUAGGGGAUAACUAACUGAUCACAGAGGGUUCCAUGUAACUUUAAAAUGUGGCACAAUCCUUUUAA
Molecule: messenger RNA, 2108 nt
Organism: Bufo bufo (common toad)
Lineage: Eukaryota; Metazoa; Chordata; Amphibia; Anura; Bufonidae
Gene: RNFT1
Product: ring finger protein, transmembrane 1
Exons: 9
Coding region: 163-1404 (413 amino acids)
Biological process (GO): positive regulation of ERAD pathway
Cellular component (GO): endoplasmic reticulum
Molecular function (GO): ubiquitin protein ligase activity
Source: RefSeq, a predicted model, not a curated record